GUCAUUCGUAUCGGAUGUAUUUAUUGAUAGCUCCUGCGGUGGUUAGAACGAAAACGUCCAUCAUCGUUCUUUCUUAAGUCGAAGUGGUUUCUUUUGUUGUGGUUUCUUUUCUUUCGCAUCAGACUGUGUUAGAACAAUUGAGUUGGUGAAUUGAGUUAGCCAGUGGUGCGUUCCGUACACGAAAGCGAAAACGCGCCCCGACUGCGUGCACCGGACCACAUACGUGAAUAAGUGGAGUGCGCAAGCAAAUCUCAGUCAACGAGAGGAGAAAUUAUUCCACAGCGAGCGCUGUAAUCUUUUGUUCGUGCAUCGGCAUUGAUUGCCCGUUCGACACCAAUACACUGACGAUAGUGUGGAGAGCGUGGUCAGCGGAAGCAGUCAUUGAAUCAUACGCACUGUGUGCAAAUUUAGAAUUAAAGUUCCACGUAAUGGCAGAGGGUGGUGGGGAGUCUCCUUAUAUGGAGAUCUCCGACAUGGAAACAAGUGACUCCCCCUUAUGUAUGAAAAAGGAAACAGGAAGAGCACUCAAACGCUAUAACUCUUCCGGGGACGAGUCAACUCACCCUACUAAGCCCCCCUCGAAAAAACUCGCAAGUCUCCCUCCCCAACUUUCCGAUUCUCCCACUCUCCCUCCUCAGCCCUCCAAUACUCCCACUCUCCCUCCCCCUUCCUCGGUUUCGCUUCCUCCUUCUGAUAUUACCGUUACAACUCAAUCCUCGUCCUCGUCUUCUCCCUCUGUUGUCUCCGCUCCACGUAUCAGAGUCUAUCCAGAAGAUGCACCUGGAACUGGCCCGUGGGUUGUUUUCUUCCGGCCAAAACCAAAUGGAAAAGGCCUUAACGUGAUUCAGAUCAUGAAAGAUCUGACCAGAGACACUUCCGUAGAAGAAAUUUUCAAGGUCAGACCGAACAAAUUACGAGUUGUCGUGUCUGAACGGAAGGAUGCAAACGAGAUUGUUGCUGAUAAGCAUUUCAUCCUCGAAUAUCGCGUAUGGAUUCCCUCCAAUGACGUAGAAAUCGGGGGGGUGAUAACUGAAACGGGUCUGACGUGCGAAAAAAUUAGAAGUGAAGGAGCUGGCAAGUUCAAGAAGCUCCCUUCGGCGGAAGUCAUAAUCUUGGACUGUCGCCAACUCGGUAAAGUCUCCCAAGAAAAGGAAAUAACAAAAUUCACGCCGUCCGACUCGUUUAGAGUAACUUUUGCUGGUUCCGCUCUCCCGGACUACGUUAUGGCUCUUCGUGUCAAAUACAGAGUAACGGUUACGAACUAA
Molecule: messenger RNA, 1265 nt
Organism: Toxorhynchites rutilus septentrionalis
Lineage: Eukaryota; Metazoa; Arthropoda; Insecta; Diptera; Culicidae
Exons: 3
Coding region: 429-1265 (278 amino acids)
Source: RefSeq, a predicted model, not a curated record